GCGGCGGCGCCCGGCCCCCUCCCCCGGCGCCGGCCAAGUGAGGCGGUGAUGCGGGCGCUGGCGGCCCCGGCUGCGCCGAGAGCGGAGACACAGGCUCAAGAUGGCAGAUUCCGACUGAGGCUGGGGGGGCCGAGCUCGCGCGCCGCGUUCCCUUCUCCGUUGCCAUGAAUCGCGGACACCCCGGCCCCGAUGGCCCCAGUGUACGAAGGUAUGGCCUCACAUGUGCAAGUCUUCUCCCCUCACACCCUUCAAUCAAGUGCCUUCUGUAGUGUGAAGAAACUGAAAGUAGAGCCGAGUUCCGCCUGGGACAUGACUGGGUACGGCUCCCACAGCAAAGUGUAUAGCCAGAGCAAGAACAUACCACCUUCUCAGCCAGCCACUACAACCGUCAGCACCUCCUUGCCAAUCCCAAACCCAGGCCUACCUUACGAGCAGACCAUCAUCUUCCCAGGAAGCACCGGGCACAUAGUUGUAACAUCAGCAAGUAGCACUUCUGUCACUGGGCAAGUCCUCGGCGGACCACAUAACCUAAUGCGUCGAAGCACUGUGAGCCUUCUUGAUACCUACCAAAAAUGUGGACUCAAGCGUAAGAGUGAGGAGAUUGAGAACACGAGCAGCGUGCAGAUCAUCGAAGAGCAUCCACCCAUGAUUCAGAAUAAUGCGAGUGGGGCCACUGUAGCCACUGCCACCACAUCGACUGCCACCUCCAAAAACAGUGGCUCCAACAGCGAAGGUGAUUACCAGCUGGUCCAGCAUGAGGUGCUGUGCUCCAUGACCAACACUUAUGAAGUUUUAGAAUUCCUGGGCCGAGGGACGUUUGGGCAAGUGGUCAAGUGCUGGAAGCGGGGCACCAAUGAAAUCGUGGCCAUCAAAAUCCUGAAGAACCACCCAUCGUAUGCCCGGCAGGGUCAGAUCGAGGUGAGCAUCCUGGCCCGCUUGAGCACGGAGAGUGCCGACGACUACAACUUUGUCCGCGCCUACGAGUGCUUCCAGCACAAGAACCACACGUGCUUGGUGUUUGAGAUGUUGGAGCAGAACCUCUAUGACUUUCUGAAGCAGAACAAGUUUAGCCCCUUGCCCCUCAAAUACAUUCGCCCAGUCCUCCAGCAGGUAGCCACAGCCCUGAUGAAACUGAAAAGCCUAGGUCUCAUCCAUGCCGACCUCAAACCAGAAAACAUCAUGCUGGUAGAUCCUUCUAGACAACCGUACAGAGUAAAGGUCAUCGACUUCGGUUCGGCCAGUCACGUGUCCAAGGCUGUGUGUUCCACCUACUUGCAGUCCAGAUACUACAGGGCCCCUGAGAUCAUCCUCGGUUUACCAUUUUGUGAGGCAAUUGACAUGUGGUCCCUGGGCUGUGUCAUUGCGGAGCUGUUCCUGGGCUGGCCGCUCUAUCCCGGAGCUUCCGAGUACGAUCAGAUUCGGUAUAUUUCACAAACACAGGGUUUGCCAGCUGAAUAUUUAUUAAGCGCAGGGACAAAGACAACUAGGUUUUUCAACCGUGACACAGACUCACCGUAUCCUUUGUGGAGGCUGAAGACACCAGAUGACCAUGAAGCAGAGACGGGGAUUAAGUCGAAAGAAGCAAGAAAGUACAUUUUCAACUGUUUAGAUGACAUGGCCCAGGUGAACAUGACAACAGAUUUGGAAGGGAGUGACAUGUUAGUGGAGAAGGCAGACCGGCGGGAGUUCAUCGACCUGUUAAAGAAGAUGCUGACCAUAGAUGCUGAUAAGAGAAUCACUCCAAUUGAAACCCUGAACCACCCCUUUGUCACCAUGACACACCUACUCGAUUUUCCCCACAGUACACACGUCAAAUCGUGUUUCCAGAACAUGGAGAUUUGCAAGCGUCGGGUGAAUAUGUAUGACACGGUGAACCAGAGCAAAACCCCUUUCAUCACGCAUGUGGCCCCCAGCACGUCCACCAACCUGACCAUGACCUUCAACAACCAGCUGAACACUGUCCACAACCAGGCUCCCACCUCCACCAGUGCCACUCUUUCCUUAGCCAAUCCCGAAGUCUCCAUACUAAACUACCAAUCUGCACUCUACCAGCCCUCAGCGGCAUCCAUGGCCGCAGUGGCCCAGCGGAGCAUGCCCCUGCAGACGGGAACAGCCCAGAUCUGUGCCCGGCCCGACCCCUUCCAGCAAGCUCUCAUCGUGUGUCCACCCGGCUUCCAAGGGUUGCAGGCCUCGCCCUCUAAGCACGCUGGCUAUUCCGUGCGAAUGGAGAAUGCUGUGCCUAUCGUCACUCAAGCCCCAGGAGCGCAGCCUCUUCAGAUCCAACCAGGUCUGCUUGCCCAGCAGGCCUGGCCUAGUGGGACCCAGCAAAUCCUGCUUCCCCCGGCAUGGCAGCAACUGACCGGAGUGGCCACCCACACGUCCGUGCAGCACGCGACUGUCAUUCCCGAGACCAUGGCAGGCACCCAGCAGUUGGCUGACUGGAGGAACACCCACGCUCACGGCAGCCAUUACAAUCCCAUCAUGCAGCAGCCUGCGCUAUUGACUGGUCACGUGACCCUUCCAGCAGCCCAGCCCUUAAAUGUGGGCGUGGCCCACGUGAUGCGGCAGCAGCCAACCAGCACCACUUCCUCCCGGAAGAGUAAGCAGCACCAGUCGUCUGCGAGAAACGUCUCCACCUGUGAGGUGUCCUCCUCACAGGCCAUCAGCUCCCCUCAGCGGUCCAAGCGCGUCAAGGAGAACACGCCUCCCCGCUGCGCCCUGGUGCACAACAGCCCAGCCUGCAGCUCCUCCGUCACGUGCGGGUGGGGCGACGGGGCCUCCAGCACCACCAGGGAGCGGCAGCGGCAGACGAUUGUCAUUCCUGACACCCCCAGCCCCACGGUCAGCGUCAUCACCAUCAGCAGCGACACGGACGAGGAGGAGGAACAGAAGCAUGCCCCCACCAGCACUGUCUCCAAGCAGAGAAAAAAUGUCAUCAGCUGUGUCACGGUCCACGACUCUCCCUACUCUGACUCCUCCAGCAACACCAGCCCCUACUCCGUGCAGCACCGUGCUGGGCACCACACCAACACCUUUGACACUAAGGGGAGCCUGGAGAACCACUGCACUGGGAACCCCCGAACGAUCAUCGUGCCACCCCUGAAAACCCAGGCCAGCGAAGUGUUGGUGGAAUGUGAUAGCCUAAUGCCAGUCAACACCAGUCAGCACUCGUCCUACAAGUCCAAGUCCUCCAGCAACGUGACCUCCAGCAGCGGUCACUCUUCAGGGAGCUCUUCCGGAGCCAUUGCAUACCGGCAGCAGCGGCCAGGACCGCAUUUCCAGCAGCAGCCUCUCAAUCUCAGCCAGGCUCAGCAGCACAUCACCGCAGAGCGCGCCGGGAGCCACCGCCGGCAGCAGGCCUACAUCACUCCCACGAUGGCUCAGGCCCCGUACUCCUUCCCGCACAACAGCCCCAGCCACGGCACUGUGCACCCCCACCUGGCCGCCGCUGCCGCAGCAGCCCACCUCCCCACCCAGCCCCAUCUCUACACCUACACGGCGCCCGCGGCCUUGGGCUCCACCGGCACCGUGGCCCACCUAGUGGCCUCCCAAGGCUCGGCACGUCACACCGUGCAGCACACUGCCUACCCGGCCAGCAUCGUCCACCAGGUCCCCGUGAGCAUGGGCCCCCGGGUCCUGCCCUCGCCCACCAUCCACCCGAGUCAGUAUCCAGCCCAGUUUGCCCACCAGACCUACAUCAGCGCCUCUCCAGCCUCCACCGUCUACACUGGAUACCCACUGAGCCCCGCCAAGGUCAACCAGUACCCUUACAUAUAAACACUGGAACGGGAGGGGAGGGGAGGGAGGAUGGCCAGAGGGGAGGAGGGAGGAGGGGCGAGGUGGGAGCUGGGCUUUUUAUACUGAAGAUGCGGCACAC
Messenger RNA from Zalophus californianus (California sea lion), 3877 nucleotides. It is a transcript of the gene HIPK2, whose product is annotated as homeodomain interacting protein kinase 2. Gene Ontology annotation, cellular component: cytoplasm; nucleus; PML body. The record is from RefSeq and is a predicted model, not a curated record. Gene Ontology annotation, molecular function: transcription coactivator activity; SMAD binding; ATP binding. Lineage: Eukaryota; Metazoa; Chordata; Mammalia; Carnivora; Otariidae. Bases 190 to 3777 code for a protein of 1195 amino acids. The transcript is spliced from 15 exons. Gene Ontology annotation, biological process: peptidyl-threonine phosphorylation; positive regulation of transcription by RNA polymerase II; smoothened signaling pathway.